Molecule: messenger RNA, 1793 nt
Organism: Ornithodoros turicata
Lineage: Eukaryota; Metazoa; Arthropoda; Arachnida; Ixodida; Argasidae
Product: UDP-glucuronic acid decarboxylase 1-like
Exons: 11
Coding region: 161-1438 (425 amino acids)
Biological process (GO): D-xylose metabolic process
Cellular component (GO): cytoplasm
Molecular function (GO): UDP-glucuronate decarboxylase activity; NAD+ binding
Source: RefSeq, a predicted model, not a curated record
GAUAUCAAUUCAAGCCACAAGAACCCGCUUGUCCCGGUUCAUUCGUCAUUUUAUCAGUUUGUUUCGCUCUGUGUUGUUGAAACGUCAAAGUCCAAGUCGCCGCAACGAGCAUGAACUGUCAGCUGUCUCUGCUCCGAAUACUAGACAGUAAUCCGAACAUAUGCCUUCGAAAUUUCAACUGCGUCCUACUAUCGGAAGAAUGACUGUUUUCUAUAUUUCUGCAUGCUGUCUGACUCUGUUCGCAGUGGUGUUCAGCUACAUGCACUUGGCACAUACCCUGAAAAGCACAGGAGAACAAUUUGCAGUUCCUGCUGAUACCCAUAAUGAACAGGUUGCAGUUGACACAGGGGGUGCAAAAGACACAAUUUUAGCCCAAAUGGAGAGGAAACUGAAGGGCUUAGAGACGCGCAUCCAGAAGCUCGAAAAAAAUGCUCCAAAGUCCUACCCUGCAGUUAGGCAGCUAGAUCAUCACGAAAAAAAGCGUUUCCUGGUCACUGGAGGUGCUGGCUUUGUCGGCAGCCAUUUAGUAGAUGUACUCAUGAGGCAGGGCCAUCAAGUCACAGUAGCAGACAACUUCUUCACGGGAAGCAAGCGUAACAUUGAACACUGGGUUGGUCACGAAAACUUUGAGUUGAUUCACCACGACAUUGUCAACCCACUGUACAUUGAAGUUGACUACAUCUACAGUUUAGCAUCACCAGCAUCACCCCCGCAUUAUAUGCUCAAUCCUGUGAAGACGAUCAAAACAAACACUUUAGGCACCAUCAACAUGUUGGGAUUGGCUCGGCGAGUAGGUGCUAGAAUUUUGGUGACAUCAACUUCCGAAGUCUACGGUGAUCCCGAGGUUCACCCUCAAUCGGAAGAUUACUGGGGGCAUGUGAAUCCCAUAGGUCCUCGAUCCUGCUACGACGAAGGGAAACGCGUAGCUGAAGCCCUUUGCUAUGCAUAUGCUAAGCAGGAACAUUUGGACGUCCGUGUUGCUCGGGUCUUCAACACGUACGGUCCACGAAUGCACAUGGAUGACGGUAGAGUGGUCAGCAACUUUAUCAUGCAAGCGCUACAGAACAAGCCUAUAACUAUCUACGGCACCGGAAAGCAGACACGUUCCUUUCAGUACGUCAGUGACCUCGUCAACGGCUUGCUCAGCCUCAUGAACUCAAACUACUCGCGACCGGUAAACUUGGGCAACCCCGAUGAGUACAGCAUUGAGGAAUUUGCCAGCAUUAUUAAGAAGCUAGUUGGUGGCACCAGUGAAAUUGUGUACGUCAACGAAGUAGUGGACGACCCGCAGAAGAGAAAACCCGACAUAAGCCGAGCAAAGAAGUACCUAAAUUGGGAACCAAAGGUGGCACUACUGGACGGUUUGAAGAAGACAGUUGAAUAUUUUAGGAAAGAGUUGGAGAGGGACAAAAAAGGUGCGGUGUUGUCACAUGUUUGAGUGCCUACAAAUGAUCGUGCAAGGUGGUCUACAAGACUAUAUUCAGUAUACUCAGUGAACAAAAGCGACUCUCGUGAGAGUGAACUGAGGGUGUGUACCUGUGACACACCCUUCUAGUCAAGUUGGGUUAAAAGGUACUCUUGCAGAUGAUUUAUGCCUCAACAUUACUCCGGGAACUGUGGUUGGGGCACUGUGACAAACUGCCAUCUGUACUCAUUAAGUUUUCGUCAGUCAUCGCUGGCUACUUUGUGUUAGGCUUAUUUUUGUCCUGGUUACUCCCAGGCUUGUGUGGAUGUACGGCGUGGACAUAUGUAAGACUAAAGUGUGGAUCAACGUAUUCUAUUCGAAUGUUGCA